UGCACAGUUGCACGAUUUCAUUUCAUUUCGAUUCGAUGGCUUCCUUUCUUGUUUGCAUUUUGGUGUAGCAUUAUUUCAAAGGCUGCAUUAAACUCAAAAACGCAAGUAUUUAUUGCAGAUUCAAAAGGUUUCAUCAACUUUUAAUAUGAAUAUCUCGAUUGAAAAGAAGAGAUCCGAAUGUCCAGCUCUACCAAAGGGUUGGCAAAGAGAAGAAGUUUUAAGAAAAUCAGGUCUUUCUGCUGGAAAAGUCGAUGUUUAUUAUUAUAGUCCCACAGGUAAAAAGUUUCGCAGUAAACCGGAGCUAGUGCGUUAUCUCGGUGAUAGCACGGAUCUGUCAUGUUUCGACUUUCAGCAGGGGCAAGUUAACACUAUGCUCCUGUGCAAAGCCAAGAAAGCUCGAGCUCAAUUUGACUACAGGGGUGUACGUUCGGAUGCCUCACUGGUGCCGCCCAUUCGUCAAACGGCUUCCAUAUUUAAGCAGCCAGUCACUGUGUACAAGACACAGGAAAGCAAAGUGAAGACCGACCUCAAACAUGGGACUCAGGAGAAACCAAAACAACUGUUUUGGGAGAAGAGGCUUGAGGGCCUGACAGCAUGCGACGCGUACGGCGUGAUCGGCACGACCACUCUGCCGAAGUACGUGAAGCCCCUCGGCCCCUACAUCUCCGACUCCACCACAAUCCAGUCACUGGCCACGGCUUUGCAUGUCUCACAGCAACCAAUCACAGGUCAAACCGGCUCCAAGACGUCCAUCCUCGAGAACCCGGGCGUCUUCCUGAACCCUGAGCAGCCGCUGAUCGCGUCGGUGUCCAUCAGCAAGGAGGACGUGCGGCGCCAGGAGGAGCGAGUGAAGCGAGCGCGCGCGCGCCUGCAGGACGCGCUGGCGGCCGCCUAGGGGCACGCCGGGGCCGCCCCCGCGCCGCCCCCCGAGCCCACCUCCACCACCACCGACGACCUGCUGCCCCACUCCCCGCCCGCCGCGCCGCCGCCGCCCCAGCCAGAACCAGACGAUGCGGAUGCGGACUCUAUGGUCACAUCCACCGAACCUAACUUGGAGGACGAAGUGCCGAGCACUAGUGAAGCUAGGGAUGAGGAAAUAGUUUCGUCUAUGAUUGAAUGACAAGUUUAUUAAGAUUUAAAAUUGCAUUUUUUAUCGUGUUCAGCCGAAUUCACACCGAACGAUGCAAAGCUCGCGGCAUGGAGCAUUUACAAAUGACGGUCAAAUGAAUGAGAUGAUAACACACUUUCGUCUGCUGUGGUGGAUCCGGCUAAAAUAUGUUCGUAAUUUGCGUGGAGUAUUGGAUAAAUAAAAUGUAGAUUUUUGGUGAUUUUUAUAAAGUACCUAGCUGUAAGUUCUUGAUAAUUUCAAAAUGUAAUAAGGUUCUGAAAUGUAAGUGCAGAAUUCUUAGCACAUUUCUAAAUAUAGUGUGUGUAUGUGGAUUAAAAUAAAACUUUUACUUACUAUA
Plutella xylostella (diamondback moth) is the source of this 1466-nucleotide messenger RNA. It is a transcript of the gene MBD-like, whose product is annotated as methyl-CpG-binding domain protein 2. Gene Ontology annotation, molecular function: methyl-CpG binding. The record is from RefSeq and is a predicted model, not a curated record. NCBI's taxonomy places the organism in Eukaryota, Metazoa, Arthropoda, Insecta, Lepidoptera, Plutellidae. Gene Ontology annotation, biological process: negative regulation of transcription by RNA polymerase II; DNA methylation-dependent constitutive heterochromatin formation. Gene Ontology annotation, cellular component: nucleus.